AAGCAACUGACGUUCUUCAAAUGAUUACACCGAACUAAUGGGGUAUUUCAGCCGGCACUAAAUUUUCUGAGGUCCAGUUACUGGUAGCUCAGACGAAAAACCUCAGCAAGAAUGAGGGGCUAUUGGGCCGUGGCCUUUCCCUUGCUGUGCAGCCUCCUCGUCUCUACCAGUUACGCCUAUUUGACUUUGCAACGGAUUCCCAAUGCAGCCGAGCAGGGUGCACGAUGUUUGGAUGGAUCCGAUGCCGUGUACUACAUGUAUCGGAAUACGGAGAGUACUCGUUGGGUAGUUCAUCUGGAGACGGGUAUAGCCAGUUGCUUGGGUCCUGGUGCAGAGUUCUGCAGUCUACUGCGGAACCCAACACAGGGAGGUACAUCGGAAGGUGCGCCAUGCGUCCUGCCCGAAAUCCAGUCGGACCGGCUCAGUGACGUGGGUGUGCUCGUGUCCUCCGACAAUACUCGCAAUCCAGAAUUCUUCCGCGAUAAUCGUGUGUUCAUCCCGCAUUGCUCCGCAGAUAACUUCGUUGGUCGAAACCUGAACGGAAGCCUGUACGGAGGUGGUCUGUAUUUUGGCGGUUUCAACAUCGUCAGAGCUGUUGUCGAAGACUUACUGAACAAUCAGGGUUUGUAUAGUGCCAGCGAGGUGUUGUUUGGAGGUGCAGGCAUGGGUGUUGUGGCUCAUACAGAUUGGUUGCGAGGUAGACUCCCGAAUUCAGUUUUUCUGGCUGUCUAUACUGAUGGACUUGGAAUUCCUACUUUCCCGACGUUCACUGAUCUCCAACCAAUGAUCAAUGAAAGUAUUAGCAGAGGAGAUCAAGCUGAAUUCAUCAACAACUUCACAGUGCCAACCGAUUUGCAAAACUUCAACGGGAUUUACUCCCUUUACGCCACAUUGUCCGCCCUGAACCCAUACAUACCCGAGAGAUGUGCCAAUGAUGACAACUUCACGUUUUCUGGAUUGGAAUGCUACGAUGUCCCGACUGGAAUUCGUCUAGGGUUGGCUUCAAAUAUUCCUGUGUUCAUGUUUGCCUCGGUAUGGGAUACAUCCGUAUUGGCGUCAUACCUUGGCUUACAGCGGUACACGUGUGCAUCUGAAACUGGACUGCUAAGUGAAGAGGAGAGAGUGUAUGUGACCAUUUUAGGAUUGAACAAUUAUAAUCGACUUCAGCAAACCUAUGAGCAACGUGGAAGCCAAAUAAUCAGCAUUCUUGCUGCCAACUGCUUCACCUACUCGUUCCUGGAGGACGAGCUGCUAUGUUCUCGGACUGGUGGAAGAUCUCCAUACGAAGCACUGCAGCUGUUCCUCGCCGCAGCCCAAAUCAGUGGUGAGAGUUUGACUGUACUUGGUAUAACUAACCCAGCCACUUUGACAUGUUCAGAGUAUUGUGGAGCUAGUCAAUGUUCGUGGGGUGGUAAUAUGACGAGACCCGCAGACACGCCGAGCAGCUGUGGCAGUAGAUUGGACGGCUUUGGUCGUUUCCGGACUGGCAUGGCCUGCCCCGGUCAGGUCCUGCCCGCAUUCGCCCAGGCGAGCGUCCCGGCUAGUACCAUCACACUGUUUCGGACGGUAAACGCCACUGCCCGCAACGCAGUAUGCCUGGAUGGCUCGCCAGCCGGAUACUAUGUUCAUCGCAAUCUGGCCAGCCCUAACUGGAUUAUCCACGUCCAGGGUGGGGGAUUCUGCAGCAGCUUUCAAGAGUGUCAGGCACAGUUGGGCAAUGGCUUUGGAACAUCCAGUGUCUGGGCAUGCUCACUCCCGGGCAAUGAUCGUGAUGGACGAUACGCACCCCUCGCAGAUACUGUCAGUCCGUUUCCUCGCUUCAACCCCGAGUUCAGUGGCUGGAAUCGUGUGUAUAUUCGCUACUGCACGCAAGACUUCCACCUUGGUCAGCAGCCUCAGGCCUCGAACCCGUUCGGUGUGAACACAGUCGGCGCGUAUGGCUUGCAGGCUGCCCUCUACGAUCUACAGGACUUUCACGGUCUGUUGGACGGUAACGUCAUCAUUCUGGGUGGAACGUCAGCAGGUGCCGUGGGCGUGCAUAGCCGCAUUGACGAGUUCCGCGAUCGCAUCAACUCGAUCCGAGCUCAAGUUGGAAGAGCGCCGGCAACUGUUCUCGGCUACUCAGAUGGUGGCUGGUUCCGCAGAGCACCAAACCUGCUGGACUUUGCCAACAACCCCACAACGGCAUUUUCAAACCCGGAGAAUAGUACGCUCAUCACCGGGUUACUGACCCUCUUCGCCGGAGUGUACAAUGCCUAUCAUGUUCCUGCAUGCCAGGCAAGCAGGUUCGCUGCGUUUCCACUGUUUGGCGGUCACGACUGUGUGAACGCCGAGUUCUUGUACCCAUUCAUACAGACACCCAUGUUCACCAUUGCUAAUCACUGGGAUCUGAGAGAGCUCGUGCCACGUAUUGGGACCGAAAGAUUUAUCUGCGCUUCGGUUACUAACCGGAUCUCCAGUCUGGAGCGAGCCUUUAUCAAUCAGUAUGGUCUUUACACUGAGUCAUUCACUGGAGUAUUCACAACUGACUAUGAUGGGUUCUUUUUUCCAACAUGUCUUGGUCAUGCUCAUUUUGAGUUCGCACCAGAACUCAAUAUUUUCCCGCCGUGUGACGCAAUUAAUGGAGUGAGUGCGUAUUCGGCGAUGACAGAGUGGGUCAGGUACAGGGUUGCAAACAGUAGUGUGCAGACCCGUUUGUUCGGAUCUGUACCGAAUGGUCUGCAAUGCGAUGCCAGCUGUCUGGCCACUCAGUGUGCGUGGGGCCGGACCGAGGACACGACGAACACCAGCUGCCCCAAUCUCACCCCCGCCCAGCUUGAGUUCAACCAGUACUUCCAGGGGCAGCCCUGCCCGGACGGCCCUUCCUCGACCGUGCCUCCCACCCCGGUUACCACCCCUCCUGGAGUGCUACAGGCCUGCCCAGAAGUCGAAGCAGCGUUGAGCAAUGCUGAGCGCUAUCGUAUUCUUCAGGACUGCUGGUCCCGCGUGUAUUCAGAGUACUCGCGCACGUUUGAGAAUUACAUCAAUAAUCAAUGUGGUUCGCAGUGAAACACUACUGCACAUACCUUCCCUCUUUCAAUGCGUUUCCUUUUUUUGUAAACUCUGAAAAACUCUUUCCAUAUAUUUCUAUGUAGUAGUCAUGCUUAAACCAAUGAUCCCUCUUUUGGUCACAAUGUACAUGUGCAUUUGAAUAGCUCUGUCCUUUUUCAGCUGCCAACCUUUCAUAUUGCACUUACGUAUCGAUUUACGUGUAGCACAUCACCCA
This is a messenger RNA of Sycon ciliatum, 3265 nucleotides long. RefSeq lists its product as uncharacterized. The transcript has a single exon. The record is from RefSeq and is a predicted model, not a curated record. Gene Ontology annotation, molecular function: hydrolase activity. Lineage: Eukaryota; Metazoa; Porifera; Calcarea; Leucosolenida; Sycettidae. The coding region runs from base 112 to 3048 and encodes 978 amino acids.